AUUCUAUCUAAUUGGUCUAUCUAUCGUUCUAUCUCUGUCAUUUCACACCCUGUCAUCAUUCUAUUAUCUAUCCAGUUAUUUCUUAUCUAAAUGUCAAAGUACAUUCAAACGGAUGUUGCAUAAUAUUUCAACACCAUCCGAAUUGAUAUUUGUAGUUUCUUUUUUUAUCAACUAGUACACUAUAUUUAUUGAUACGUUAAAUAACUAUAGUCAUUUAGAUGAAUUAGAGUCCUUCAUAAGAUAAUCUACAUGCUUUGACUGGCUUCACUGCAUUUCUCUUGAUGCUGAUUUGACAUCUGGAGGAUAUUAUCGCUAUUCAAACUAAAUGCACGUCAUUUCUUACAGAUUCAUAAAAUCUCAGUCUUUGUUCUGGAAUUUUAUUGUGCGCUUAGAGUGUCUAAUCUGGUGGGCUUGUUGCUUCCUGUUUUGUUUUAUUGUGGUUGCAGCUAAAAAUAUCAGUAGCCUACGUGAGAUGGAGAGACUUUAGUUUAUCUUUAUCCGCAUCUUUUUUGUUGUCGUUCUCAUUGUAAAUGCGUCAAAACCGCUUUAAAUAGUAAAAUUUACAUAAACUAGUUAGUUUAAUGAGUCUAAAGUUAGCUACGACUGCGUUAGCUAGCGGACUAGCACGCUACGCUAGCUGACCACCAAAUAUCUUUACACGAUGUAAACAUACAAAAAAACAUUCGGCAUUUUUAUUUAUUUUAUUUCUUUUCUGGUUUUAAACUGUCGAAAAGACCGAGACCCUCAGGACCGACUCCGUUGAACACAAAGCAUCUCAGCCUCUGCCGGAAUAUGCCGUUACGUGUCAUCCAGGCUGUGAGCUCGAACAGGGUCCCGUAAGGUAACGUUUCCCUCACAGCUGUGGAUCGAGAAGGACAUGGACAGCUCAGUGACCCUGUGGCAGUUCCUGCUGCAGCUCCUGUUGGACCCCAGCAAUGACCAUCUCAUCUGCUGGACCAACGAAGAUGGAGAGUUCAAACUAUUGCAGGCCGAGGAGGUGGCCAGAUUAUGGGGCGCCCGCAAGAACAAACCCAGCAUGAACUACGACAAGCUCAGCCGGGCUCUGCGUUACUACUAUGACAAGAACAUCAUCAAAAAAGUAAACGGGCAGAAGUUUGUGUAUCGUUUUGUGUCGUACCCUGAUAUCCUAAAGGGGGAUGGGAUGGCCAGAAUGGAGGGUGCAGACGGGGGCUCUACCGGACCUCUGCCUCUCUCGGACAAACUUGUAAACGUCUCCAGGGAUAAAGACAGAAAAGACGCCCCAGACCGAGGUGCAGGCACACCGGGUCAGUCCAAAGCAUCCAACCGGAAUGACUAUAUCAACUCCGGCUUGUACACAUCCUUCACUUUGACUUCUUUGCAGUCAGGAACACAACUUUUUAAAUCCAUGAAAAUUGAAAACCCAGGAGAAAAGCUUAUGGACAAAAAGGCAGGCCAGGAGUCGCCCCAGCCGUCCACAGUCAUUAAAUUUGGGACCAUGCCAAACAAAAACAGCACUCUGUCUGCUAUAGGGAGGCCUGAACUUCUGGCACAAGCCGUCCAAGUUCCACUGAAAGCAGAAAAUGAGACCAAACAGAGCACAGUCUCGCAUGUUGUGUGUGCGUUUGUGGAGAAUCACACUUCAGAGAAUGCCAUGACGGGCUUCCCGCUCUCAAGAAUCUCUCCGUCACCGCUCCCUCAUUCCCAGUCACCCUCUUCUUCUCCGAUGACGGAUUCCCAGGAGCUGGUGAUUGACAGUGAAAUUGAGUCCCUCUCCUCACAGCCUUCAGAGUUGCAGUUGCAGGUCCAGCCCUACUCUAUUUCCAAGGACACAGUAACAGCUUCUGAGAUGCCUGACUCUUCACCCCGCAAUCUCAGCGGAAAGUCAAAGAAACCCAAAGGCCUGGAGUUGAUGCCCACGCUGGUGGUGACCAGCUCUGACCUUAGUCCUCUCAAUCUGUCCAGCCCGUCCCUCCCCACGGCCUCUCUCACCCCAGCCUUCCUGCAGACACCCCUGCUACUCACCCCUAGUCCACUUCUGUCGAAUAUCCAUUUCUGGAGCACGCUAAGCCCGGUGGCACCCCUCAGUCCCGCCCGGAGACAGGGCCCGCAUACCCUCUUCCAGUUUCCUUCUGCCCUGAGUUCCACGCAGUUCUCUGUUCCCUUGUAUAGUUUAGACGGCACCAACACUCCCGGGCCUCUCUCACCCGACCCACAGAAGACAUAAGAGGGGGACGAAUCUUUGCCUCGUGUCCUUGAUUGAUAAAUGCUGAUCGACCUCAUUCUGUUCAUCUGAACCGGUCCUCUUCAGGUAACAAAGAUGUAAAAGAUGUCCAUUUGACUCUUGAACCUGUGUGAUGUCACAAAUACUUUUCCUUGGGAUGUAUAUCAAGCCAUCAUAUAGUGUCUGCAGGACACUGUAAAUCUUUAAUUCCUGUUUUUUAAAGCACUGGUCUUCAGGGAUUGGCUCUAGUGCGACUCUUGAUCUCCACAGCUGCCAAAAUGGGCAUCAUGUGUGUGCUUUACUUGUCUAAUCGGGAUUCUGAAUUUCCUUGUGAUGAAGAGAUUCUAACAUCAUUUGUUUGUACUGCCAGAUCUGGAUAAAGAGGGAUCGUUUGUACAUAAUCCAGCAAGUUCACUUCAUCACAGCUCAUGUUUGCCUUUUUGUUUGGGAAGUCCUCAAACAAACCUGCCUUGCCAAGCCAAACCGCCCCUUCGCCUUGUGAUUUUGAUAAUGGUGACCUCUGUAUUAUCUUGUAUCUUUCCUCAUGCUGCACUUACUGCCAUGUAUUUAAAGUGUUUCGUCAUAAUAACCACACGAAUGGCACUUAGAUCAAAACAAGCUGCACUUACUAGGGCUUUUGCACCUACUCAUGUUUACUAGCCAUCCACAAAAGUAGUGAAAAUGUCGGCGGGUAAACAAUUACCUCACGGAAAUGACUCGCGACACAACUGAGAAACGAAAAAGUCAGUGAAAUGGAAUUUCCUUCUGCUUGAUUCGUUUCAAGGUAAUACACAUUUUGGUUUGUAAGUGAACAUUAUAAAGGAUCUCAGAUGUCCGCAGCACCAGCACUGUUUGUGAACGCUUUUCGCUCCAGGUUCAUUUCUGCAUAAUUCCAAAUAUAAUUGGCUGUUACAGCUUAUUAUACAACUAAUGUCACACAUUUUCCUUCUGUUGUGUGUGUCUGCAUCCACAGUCCAGUCCGCCACCUUGUACAACUAACCGACUAGCUGGUGCAAAUAGUGACAUUUUAUUGUGCAUUGUAGAUCAGAACCAGCAGAAGUCACAUUUCUUUGGGAUGGUUCACCAAAAAUGAAAUUCAUGUUGUUCCAAACCUGUAAAUCCGUCUUUCUUCUGUGGAACGCAAUGUUUUUUGAGAAUAUCUCAGCUCUUUUUGUCCAUGAAACAAGAGACAACACAAAAGCUGUGUUCCUCAGAAAAAAGAAAGUCACACAGAUUUGGAAACAACAUUUUUGGGUGAACUCUUUAUGAAGAUUGAGGCAGUCAGGAUGCCAUAUUCUUGAAGAAACCCUCAACAUUUGAACAUCUUAAAACAUUAAAUCUAAUUGGUGCUUUGACCAUGAUGCACAUUUUUGAGAGGCCAAAUUGUCGUCACCCUUGUUGCAAUGCUUGAAUGAUGGCGACUGCGUAAUGAAGCGUGCUUCCAAAUGCCAUCACCGUAACACGCCAGAUAUGCCACUGCGGCAAUGCUUAUCAUACAAAUCUUUUCAUAGAAACCAUUUUCCCUUUCUGAAAGGCUGAAAGCCAUUAGGAAUGAUUUCAGUUGAGUGGGAAAAUCCAAGGACUUGCUUUACUCCAGUAGACUGGCGAUUCACCAUUAAGCUAAUGGAGCGUACACAGCGUAAAAUGGAAUGGAACGGCACCGGCUCAGUGCUUAAAGCCUCGUCCCACCAUUAGGAUGGUUGGAUUGCUGGAGAUCGGUUGGAUGUGCACCGUAACUGGACGGGUGUCUGUAGAUCUCAGGCCAAAUGCUCAAAACCAUUCCUGCAUUUGUCAGCUUUCCCGGUGUGCAAGAUUCAAUCCCCCUGCAGAAUACAAUCUACCCUGGACAACAAGCCCAAGCUGUUUGUAAUGCCCAGCCAGAAGUGGCUGUCCUUUUGUAGCUGGUUUGGCUGGUUUACCAGUCCAGUUAAUCCCUGCUGGUAGAAUAUACCAUGUAUCUUUUUCCAUUGAUGCUCAUUCAAAAGUAAGUGUUUUUAGAAGGCAAGGCUUACAUUUCAUAUAUAACAUUGCUCUAUAGUAAAUGUUUAGUGAAUUUUUUGGGGGCUUCCGGCUUUCAUAAUUAUUUAUUUUCAUAUUUAACACAACUUAAAGUAA
Messenger RNA from Pimephales promelas (fathead minnow), 4318 nucleotides. RefSeq names its product ETS transcription factor ELK4 (gene elk4). Gene Ontology annotation, biological process: regulation of transcription by RNA polymerase II; cell differentiation. Lineage: Eukaryota; Metazoa; Chordata; Actinopteri; Cypriniformes; Leuciscidae. The record is from RefSeq and is a predicted model, not a curated record. Gene Ontology annotation, cellular component: nucleus. Gene Ontology annotation, molecular function: sequence-specific DNA binding; DNA-binding transcription factor activity, RNA polymerase II-specific.